Molecule: messenger RNA, 2733 nt
Organism: Lactuca virosa
Lineage: Eukaryota; Viridiplantae; Streptophyta; Magnoliopsida; Asterales; Asteraceae
Source: the annotation of a GenBank genome assembly
GUACUCGAUAAUCAAUAUGCAUUAUCUCGAAGCUUCAAUUCCCAAGUAGCUUGUACCAUUUAAACCCACAAAACACCAUGAAAUCAUAAAACCCUUUGAUAAUCUUGUUUGGAGUUUGAACCUCACUGCUUUCUCAUCAAGAUGAUGUCCUUAACGACUCAUCCCCAUCUCAAAUUCGGUUUCUCCAUAUCUCAAAUUCAAUCCCAUAUCGAAACAUCCUCUUCGAUGAUCUUUAAAACCUCUAGAACCAGAAGAAAACUUCAAAAUUUACACACUUCAUCUUCGUUCAAUUCAUCAAACCUGAAACUACACUCUCUACGUCCAGUCGUCACCAGGGUCAGCAGCAGUAGUGACAGCGGUGGCACAUUUCACGACGACACCCCACAAAAAGUUUCCGAUGAUAUUUCUGAUUAUAAAGCGAGCAGCUCACCCAACUCUGGUGAUGGGUAUGUGGGGUUGUUUAUUCGGAUGCUAGGGUUAGAUAACGAUCUUUCAGAUAGAGAGCAAGCUGUUGAUGCAUUAUGGAAAUACUCUUUGGGUGGAAAACAGUGUGUUGAUACAAUCAUGAAAUCCAGUGGUUCUGUUUUCCUCACUGUAAAUCUUUUAAACUCAGAGUCUGAUGUUGCAUGUGAAGCAGCUGCAGGACUUUUGAGAAUGAUAUCAUCAAUUAACAUCUAUAGAGAUUUUGUAGCAGAAAGUGGAGCUAUACAAGAGAUUACUAGUCUUUUGAGAAGACCUUCAUUGACUUCUGAGAUAAAGGAGCAAAGUUUAUGUGUGUUAGCAAACCUCUCAGUUGAUGAAAAACUUAGACUCCAAAUUGCAAAUUCUGAUCUUGUUCCUUUACUUAUUAAAUUCUUGGAUGAUGAAGACAUGAAAGUUAUAGAAGCAUCUGGUGGUGUUUUGGCCAAUUUAGCAUUAAGUGUUGCUAAUCACAAAGUUAUGGUCGAGACAGGUGUCAUUCCCCCAUUGGCCAAAUUUCUAAGAACAGACAUUGAAGCAUCCAAGAUCAUUAGAAAAGAAGCACAAAGUGCAUUAUUGGAGCUUGGAAAAGAUGACUAUUACAAAAUCCUUUUAAUAGAAGAAGGUCUUGUUCUAGUUCCUUUAGUUGGUCCAGGGGCAUAUAAGUCAUUUCGCCCAUCUUUACAUUCUUGGCCUUCUCUACCCGAUGGAAGUGAGCUAAAUGUGAAACAAACUCCAAAAACUCCAUCAAGAUUCGGUGCAUCAGAAUUACUUUUAGGGUUACAUGUUGAAGAAGAUGAACAAAACUCAAAAUUAGAAGAAGCAAAAAAGAAUGCAAUAGUUGGGAGAACACAACAACAGUUUCUUGCACGUAUUGGAGCCAUAGAAACAGAAAAUGAAAAUGGUAAAUUUACGAUUUUGCCCUGGGUUGAUGGUGUGGCGCGUAUGGUUUUGAUUCUUGAAUUGGAAGAUGAAUCGGCUAUUGUGAAGGCUGCUGACGCGAUUGCUGACGUGGCGAUUAGUGAGCAUAUGAGGAGCUCUUUUAUGGAAGCAGGUGCUGUGAAGAAUUUAAUUCGGAUUAUUGAUCAUGAAAGUGAAUCUGUUAGAUCAAGUGUUGUUCGUGCUUUAGAGAGGCUUUCAAUCAGCAACGAUGUUUGCAAGAGAAUUGAAGCGGAGGGCGUUUUGGAACAUUUGAUAACAUUAUUGAAAAAUUCAGAUGCCAAUGGAGAUUUAACUUACAUGAUCUUGAAUAUUCUUGCUCGGAUUUUAGAUCCCAGCAAACAAAUGAAAUCAAAGUUUUAUGAUGCACCUGUUAAUGGAUCUAAGAAAGGAUGGAAUGAAGCAAGAUUGUCAACCAGCUUGCAAACGAUCCAAGUGGAGGAUCUUUCAGAUUCCACAUUCAUUUCACGAUUAGUUGAAAUAUUGAAGAGUUGUUCGUUUGUUUUGCAAACAAAAGCAGCUUCAAUUCUUGAAUUCUUGACAACAUUCGAGAGUUGUAGGGACAAAAUCGUCUUAUUUGAUAUCGAAUCUGCUUUGAAUUCCAUUUUCCAACACAAGUUCUUUAAUGAAAUGGAAUCCGAAAUUGAAUUUGAAGAACCUGAACUACAAACCCUAGAAACGGAAGAAGCCGGGGUGGCAGUAUCCACCGCAUCACGCCUACUCACCCGCCUUCUCGAUUCCCAACAUUUCAAAAAAACCGCAAACAUUUCCAAAUUCACAAAAUCCCUCCGCAAAAUCCUCACCUCCAAAAUCCCUCUUCAAAACAAAGAUUGGGUAGCCGCAUGCCUCAUCAAACUCUCUUCACAAAAUAAUUUACAAACUCCAAUUCCAAAUCCAAAUCCAAUCAACACCGACAUCAUAAUCCAUGAAACAAUCCCAAGACUCAUUCAACAAAUCAAGGAUUCCGAUUCCGAUCGAAUCCAAGAAGAUGCUGUUUUGGAGUUGAAUAGGAUUGUUUCGGAAGGGGUUGUGGAGUAUAAUCGAGCAGUUGCUAAUAAAGGUGGGAUUUUUGCUAUUGUGAAGGCGGUGGAAGAGGGGAAUGAUAGGGUGGUGGAAGGUGGUUUGGCGGUGCUUUAUAGUUUGGGUAUGGAGGCGGAGAACCACCCCGCCAUGGUGGCGGCCGGGCUGGUUCCCGUGUUGAGGAGGAUUGUGAUUUGUGAGAGGGUGGAAUGGGUCAAGGCUCUUCAUUUGCUUAGAAUGUUGCCUACUUGAAAUGUGGAUUUUUUUUAUUAUGUGUUUUUGUAUGUAAAACUAAUUUUUGAAAUAAUAUAUUGA